This is a messenger RNA of Fusarium fujikuroi IMI 58289, 360 nucleotides long. RefSeq lists its product as uncharacterized. The record is from RefSeq and is a predicted model, not a curated record. The coding region runs from base 1 to 360 and encodes 119 amino acids. NCBI's taxonomy places the organism in Eukaryota, Fungi, Ascomycota, Sordariomycetes, Hypocreales, Nectriaceae. The transcript has 2 exons.
AUGGAUUCUCUCACAAAAAUCGUCAAUGGCAGGGUCGUCACCAAUACCGAUGUCAAACCCCCCAACGGAUGGACCGUCAAUUAUGAAGACUUUGGCAGUCCAACUGAAUGGGGCGAUGAUGGAGAGGUCGCAGAUCUUGUCAGCGGUUAUGGCAUUUCCGGAGUGGUCAAGCCGCUGUUCAGGACCCGGUACAGCAGCAGCGAGGUCAUUUUUGUGAUUGAGAUCAACGAGCAGUAUUACAUCUACGAUGGACAGAGUGGGCGUGUGCAGCGAAUUGUUACGCCGACAGAUCUGACCGAGAUUGUGGAAUUUAUCAAUGAGCAGGGUUGGUUCAGGCUCGAAACUGAGGAUCUCGGAUGA